AUGUUAAACAAGAUUCACAAAGCUCAUCAAGGUGCAGACAGCAGUAUAAGGAGAGCCCGAGAAACACUAUUCUGGCCAGGUAUGUCAGCGGCAAUACGCCAAACCUGCUUGUCAUGUGGUCUGCAUGCACAGUAUAAAUCAGAACGACCAACCGAACUGAUGAAAUCUCAGGAGAUUCCCACACUUCCAUGGGAACGAAUAAGUGUUGAUCUAUUUCAAUUGGAUGGUAAAACGUACUUGGUAACUGUUGAUCAUUACAGUGAUUUCAUAGAAAUUGAUUGGCUAAAGAAUACGUCAGCAACGGCAGUCAUCAAUGCUAUGAAAAAGAACUUUGCCAGAGAAGGAAUUCCUCGUGCAUGCGUCAGUGACAAUGGUCCACAGUUCAGUAGUCAUGAGUACAGCCAAUUUGCCAGUGAAUAUGGAUUCAAACCAGUUAAGUCGUCGCCUUAUCAUAGCAAAGGCAACGGAAACGCAGAAUCUGCGGUAAAGGUGGCGAAAAAUAUUCUAAAGAAAGCGCGGCAUGAAGAUCCCUACUUGGCAUUGAUGGCAUACAGGAACACUCCACAACAGGGCCACACGUUUUCACCUGCUCAGAGGCUUAUGAAUCGGAAACUACGAGAUAUCACUGUGUCAGUACCUCAACAACUUAAACCACAUCCUGUUUCCAGCACUGAAGUUGUGAAUGAUAUAAUGUCGCAUAGAGUACGGUCCAAACAACAGUAUGAUAUGGAGAAGUCGUAA
Paramuricea clavata is the source of this 741-nucleotide messenger RNA. Lineage: Eukaryota; Metazoa; Cnidaria; Anthozoa; Malacalcyonacea; Plexauridae. The record is from the annotation of a GenBank genome assembly.